Medicago truncatula (barrel medic) is the source of this 1533-nucleotide messenger RNA. Its product is annotated as 26S proteasome non-ATPase regulatory subunit 6 homolog. The record is from RefSeq and is a predicted model, not a curated record. The transcript is spliced from 8 exons. Bases 98 to 1261 code for a protein of 387 amino acids. Lineage: Eukaryota; Viridiplantae; Streptophyta; Magnoliopsida; Fabales; Fabaceae. Gene Ontology annotation, biological process: proteasome-mediated ubiquitin-dependent protein catabolic process.
UUUACUCGAUAUAUUAACAACUCCGAUACUUGUCUUGCCCAACACUUUGUUGGUGAUAGAUUUGGGUUUUCGCAUCGCAUCGCAUCGCAUCGCAUCAAUGGCAAAUGAAGGUGAAGAAGUUCAGCAGCCCCAACUUGUCCUCGCCGACAAGCUUUUCCUUCUCAAACAAAAAGAUGUUCAAGACAUCGACAAAGUUCGAUUCAAAGAAGACGUUUUCAAUUUCGUCAAGGAACAUGAUAUGGUCCCUUUAUACGAAACCCUAGUUGCAGAUUCCGUUUUGGAUAUGGAUCGUGCCCUUUUGGAUUCCAUGCGUGCUAAAAUUGAUGAUGAGCUCAAGAAACUUGAUGAAAAGAUUGCUGAUGCCGAGGAAAACUUAGGUGAGAGUGAAGUUCGUGAGGCUCACUUGGCAAAAUCCUUGUUUUUCAUCCGGAUUGGGGACAAGGAGAAAGCCUUGGAACAUCUCAAGAUAACAGAAACCAAGACUGUUGCAGUUGGGCAGAAGAUGGACCUGGUAUUUUAUACAUUGCAGCUUGGUUUCUUUGGCAUGGAUUUUGAUCUCAUUUCCAAAAGUAUUGACAAAGCUAAAAGCUUGUUUGAAGAAGGUGGUGACUGGGAAAGGAAGAAUAGGCUGAAAGUGUAUGAAGGCCUCUACUGCAUGUCCACUCGAAAUUUCGAGAAGGCUGCCACAUUGUUCUUGGAUUCUAUUUCUACCUUUACUACCUAUGAACUUUUUCCCUAUGACACCUUUAUAUUUUACACCGUUUUGACCAGCAUCAUAACAUUGGAUAGAGUUUCGUUAAAGCAAAAGGUAGUGGAUGCCCCUGAGAUCUUGACAGUGAUUGAAAAAAUUCCACAUCUUAAAGAGUUUUUGGACUCCUUAUAUGGUUGUCAAUACAAGUCUUUCUUCUCAGCAUUUGCUGGCCUGACGGAGCAAAUUAAGUUGGACCGCUAUUUGCAUCCACACUUCCGGUAUUACAUGAGAGAGAUCAGAACUGUUAUUUAUUCCCAGUUUUUGGAAUCUUACAAGAGUGUGACAAUUGAAGCCAUGGCAAAAGCGUUUGGAGUAUCUGUGGAUUUUAUUGAUGUGGAGCUAUCACGUUUUAUCGCAGCUGGGAAACUUCACUGUAAGAUUGAUAAAGUUGCAGGUGUUCUUGAAACUAACCGCCCUGAUGCUAAGAAUGCUCUUUACCAAGCAACCAUUAAGCAAGGAGACUUCUUGUUGAACAGGAUCCAGAAACUGUCUCGUGUGAUCGAUCUGUAGGCCAUUUUAUGUUUAAAAAGUGUAUUGAAUUGAAAGGCAGAGAUACCGACAGUAUCAAGGACAUCUGUUGGAUGCAUUUUACUAUGUGGGGGAAUGAGGCAUGACAUUUCAGUAGUCCAUUUGAUUUCCAAAUUAAUGAACAUCCAAGCUGGUCGAAUCAUCUCAAUCAAUUUCAAAUUAUUUUUUUGAACGGUUUAAUUAUUUUUGUGAUGAAUUUUAGUGUUUGAGCGCAUACUUAUUAGAUAAUGAUUGAGUUUGUCAUUUUUGUUUUA